AUGGCAAGCACUUAACCACUAUGCUUACCGCGAUGCAGUGUUCCUUGCAGAAAGAUUAUAUGCAGAAGGCUUGCAGAAGGAGAGCAGAUCUUAUCUGGUGGAGUGUUGAAUAAACAGAAAAGCCAUGAUGACAUUGUUAUGGAGUUUGGUGACUCUGCAUGCUUUACACUCUCCUUACUGGGACAUGUCUACUGUAAGACAGACCGGCUUGCCAAAGGAUCUGAAUGUUACCAAAAGAGCCUUAGUUUAAAUCCUUUCCUCUGGUCCCCUUUUGAAUCGCUAUGUGAAAUAGGUGAAAAACCAGACCCUGACCAAACAUUUAAAUUAACAUCUUUACAGAACUUCAGCAGCUGUCUGCCUAACACUUGCACAACGUUGGUAUCCAAUCACAACAUAUCCCAUAGACAGCCUGAGACUGUCCUUAUGGAAACGCCGCAAGACACAAUUGAGUUGAACAGAAUCAACCUAGAAUCCUCCAAUUCAAAAUACUCCUCCUUGAACACUGAUUCUUCUAUGUCUUACAUUGAUUCAGCUGUAAUUUCACCUGAUGCAGUCCCUCUUGGGUCAGGAACUGCCAUACUGUCUAAACAGGCUCAAAAUAAACCAAAAACUGGCCGGAGUUUACUGGGGGGACCUGCAGCUUUGAGCCCACUAACUCCAAGCUUUGGAAUUUUGCCACUAGAAACCCCAAGCCCUGGAGAUGGAUCAUAUUUACAAAACUACACGAACUCUUCUUCUGUAAUUGAUGUGCCAUCCACAGGAGCACCUUCAAAGAAGACUGUCAGCAGGAUAAGCCAAGCUGGAACAAAAUCUGUCUUCUCACAGAGCGGAAAUAGCCGGGAAGUCACUCCAGUUCUUGUUGCACAAACACAGAGCUCUGGCCCACAGACAAGUACGACACCUCAGGUAUUGAGCCCAACAAUUGCUGCUCCACCAAACGCACUGCCUCGAAGAAGCUCUCGCCUGUUUACUAGCGAUAGCUCUACAACAAAGGAAAAUAGCAAAAAAUUAAAAAUGAAAUUUCCACCUAAGAUUCCAAACAGAAAAACAAAAAGUAAAACAAAUAAGGGAGGAAUAACUCAACCAAACUUAAAUGAUGGUUUGGAAAUUACCAAACUGGACUCUUCCAUCAUUUCAGAAGGGAAAAUUUCCACUGUUGCACCACAGAUCCAGGCUUUUACGCUACAGAAGGCAGCAGCAGAAGGUUUGAUGAGCCUUCUUCGUGACAUGGGGAAAGGUUAUUUAGCCUUGUGUUCGUACAACUGCAAAGAAGCGAUCAAUAUUUUAAGCCAUUUACCAUCCCACCACUACAACACUGGCUGGGUGCUGUGCCAAAUUGGGAGAGCUUACUUCGAACUUGCAGAAUAUAUGCAGGCUGAGAGAAUAUUUUCAGAAGUAAGGAGGAUUGAAAACUACAGAGUAGAAGGCAUGGAGAUCUAUUCAACUACGUUGUGGCAUCUGCAGAAAGAUGUUGCGCUCUCAGUUCUUUCAAAGGAUUUGACGGAUAUGGAUAAAAACUCACCGGAGGCAUGGUGUGCUGCAGGAAACUGUUUCAGCUUGCAACGAGAGCAUGACAUUGCAAUCAAGUUCUUCCAGAGAGCCAUUCAAGUUGAUCCAAACUAUGCUUAUGCCUACACCCUGUUGGGGCAUGAAUUUGUGUUAACAGAAGAACUAGACAAAGCAUUAGCUUGUUUUAGAAAUGCAAUCAGAGUCAACCCUAGACACUAUAAUGCAUGGUAUGGGUUGGGAAUGAUUUAUUACAAACAGGAAAAAUUCAGUCUAGCAGAAAUGCACUUCCAGAAAGCACUUGAUAUCAAUCCUCAGAGCUCAGUCUUACUGUGUCACAUUGGAGUAGUUCAACAUGCACUGAAAAAAUCUGAAAAGGCUUUGGAUACUUUAAACAAAGCUAUUAACAUUGACCCCAAGAACCCGCUAUGCAAAUUCCAUAGAGCUUCUGUAUUAUUUGCAAAUGAAAAAUACAAGUCUGCUUUACAAGAACUUGAAGAACUGAAACAGAUUGUUCCCAAAGAGUCUCUUGUUUACUUUUUAAUAGGAAAGGUUUAUAAAAAACUGGGUCAAACACAUUUGGCCCUAAUGAAUUUCUCAUGGGCAAUGGACUUAGAUCCCAAAGGAGCCAAUAACCAGAUUAAAGAGGCCAUUGAUAAACGUUACCUUCCCGAUGAUGAGGAACCAAUAACUCAAGAGGAGCAAAUCAUCGGCACAGAUGAAUCCCAAGAGAGCAGCAUGACGGAUGCAGAUGACACACAGCUCCACGCAGUUGAAAGUGAUGAAUUUUAA
Balearica regulorum gibbericeps (East African grey crowned-crane) is the source of this 2298-nucleotide messenger RNA. The record is from RefSeq and is a predicted model, not a curated record. NCBI's taxonomy places the organism in Eukaryota, Metazoa, Chordata, Aves, Gruiformes, Gruidae.